AUGGCGAUGGCCGCGCGGCCACAGACGCCCUCACAGGAUGCAUACAUGAUCCCGCACCCCAACGAUCCGGGGGCUUUGAGUCGCGGAUACGGCCCGCGUUCUACUCUAUCGCGACCGAACUCCUUCGCCGGCACAUCAGUAUACCACUACGGCUCCGGCGCCCUCGAGUCGUCGCAGGUCCCCUACACACCCCCGAUUCAAGGAGGACUUCGAUACCGCCAGUCACCGCAGCUCGAUGUUCGACGGCCCUGCUGGAAUGCAACGGUCUGUCUCUACCAUGUCGCACGUGCGCUCUACAACCCCGUCCCGUGCGAGCACUUUGCGGAAGAAGACCUCGUUAAGCAAGAAGGGAAGCCUGCGGCGCAAUGGGAGCCGGAGAAGCAUGCGCGCGGGAAGUAUGGCUCGGACGAUCUGAAUAGUGCUUUCGCGGUUCCGAUCCCUACCACCGGUAACCCGACCGAGGUGCUGGCAAAUCGGUUUGGAGCUUGGCGCAAGCUACUCAAGGACUUAAUUCUCUUUUUUAAAGAGGUGCAGAAAUCAUACGAAACUAGAGCGAAGCUAUUCCUGUCCGCAUCAAGUGUCGUUAAUAGCCAGUCCCUUCCGCCAGGUCUACUUACGUCUGGUGGUCUGGCUGAUGCAACCGAGAUUCUCCAGAACUUCCACCGACAGGGUUAUACCGAGGCCAAUAAAGCUGUUGAGGUGGAGACCGAGGUUAUCAGCCAAUUGACUGGCCUCCGCAACGAUCUCCAGAAGAAGACUAAGGAGAUCAAGAGUCUUUCGGGCGAUUUCAAGAAUACCGUCGAGAAGGAAAUUGAGGGCACGCGCAAGUCCGUACGAAACUUGCACGAGGCUCUUGGACUUGUCGACACCGAUGCCUCUGCGACAUCGGGCAAAGGUGAUCCCUUUAUCCUGCGCCUUCACGUGGAGAGGCAGGUUGAGAAGCAGAUUGAGGAGGAGAACUACUUACACCGGGCAUUCUUGAACCUGGAGAACUCUGGUCGUGAACUGGAGGGGAUUGUCGUGAGCGAGAUCCAGAAAGCAUACAAUGCAUAUGCUAGCAUCCUCCGACGCGAAGCCAAUGAAGCUCUUGACACCGUCGAGAAGCUUCAGGCGGGUCCGAUCUCCAUGCCCCAGGAUCACGAGUGGAAUCAGUUUGUGUCUGAUACAGAUGAGCUCGUCGAUCCCCGGAUUCCUCUCCGAGAUGUGGAGAGCAUCACCUAUCCCGGCAAAGAUCAUCCAGCAGCUGCCGAAGUUAGGGCUGGUAUGUUGGAGCGCAAGAGCAAGUAUCUCAAGAGUUAUACCCCUGGCUGGUAUGUUUUGUCGCCAACACAUCUCCACGAAUUCAAGUCGGCAGAUCGUGUAGCAUGGCAGACACCCGUAAUGUCGCUUUAUCUGCCAGAGCAGAAACUCGGCUCCCACUCACAGCAAGAUUCAAGCUCCCACAAGUUCAUGCUGAAGGGCCGACAGACUGGCGCAAUGCACCGAGGCCACUCGUGGGUCUUCCGUGCCGAAUCUCACGAGACCAUGAUGUCCUGGUAUGAAGAUAUCGAGGGCUUGAGCAGCAAGACAGGGGAGGCACGAAACGCCUUCGUCCGCCAGCACGUUCGCAGCGUGAGUGGCAGGUCAGUGAACGAGGUAAUGGAGGAUGAUGAAGCCGAUCGCACUCCAUACUCCGCAGGCUCUGCUGUCAUGACUCAGGACCGACCAACAUCCUCCCGCCAAGCUGGAGGUGCAUUUCCCAGCGACGUCCAAAUUGACCGAAACAACCAGGCAGCCUUGUCACGUUCCAGCGGGGACAGCUCCGCUGGCAGAGAUAUACUAGGAGCUGCUGGAUCUUACCCCGAUGGGUCCAGUGCUUUUGAUCACAGCUUGCGACAAGUAGAUAGCCGUGAAGGAGACCAUUCCUACCAAGGCUACCGAUCCAAUGAGGGGACCAUGGAAAGGUCUCGCCCCAAAGUUGCCCAACACGACAGCUACUACGGUGACUGGAUCGGACCGUCUGUGAUAGUGGCUAAGCAGAGGCAGAGCCAGCAGAUGGAAAAUCCGAACUCGGAUGACCGCGAGAUCCGGUCCGAUGGAGACCAAGCUUCUCUGGCCGCGAUCUCGGGUGUCGGUAUUGCUGAUCGUCGCGAUCACUCGGCUCCUGCCCAGUUUGAUCGUCGGGGGAGUGUCUCUACAGCGCCUACCAACACCAACGUAACUGAGACUACAUACAAUACCAAUCCUACCUCGGUAGAUGAGCAGGAGACCCAUAUCCCCAAGAUCCACACCCUUGACCCUGAUGUUGGUUCUAUCGAUCAAGGUCCCGAGCCAGACCGAGCCAAGAUGCCAUUCGAUUUGCUGCGCACCAAUACAGACAGCAGUAUUGCCCUGGACAUGAAGAUGCCAGGCCGUUAUCCUCCUACCAAUGUGGCAGCAUAA
Molecule: messenger RNA, 2421 nt
Organism: Penicillium vulpinum
Lineage: Eukaryota; Fungi; Ascomycota; Eurotiomycetes; Eurotiales; Aspergillaceae
Product: SLM1 family PH domain-containing protein
Exons: 5
Coding region: 1-2421 (806 amino acids)
Source: RefSeq, a predicted model, not a curated record